Messenger RNA from Oenanthe melanoleuca, 5443 nucleotides. Its product is annotated as collagen alpha-1(I) chain-like. Gene Ontology annotation, molecular function: extracellular matrix structural constituent. Bases 1 to 5268 code for a protein of 1755 amino acids. The transcript is spliced from 67 exons. Lineage: Eukaryota; Metazoa; Chordata; Aves; Passeriformes; Muscicapidae. The record is from RefSeq and is a predicted model, not a curated record.
AUGCGGCGGGGCCGGGAUGCGGCGGGGCCGGCUGCGGGCACCAUGCGCUCCGGGGCGCUGGCGCUGCUCUGCGCCCUGGCCCUGGCCCUGUCCCUGUGCCCGGCGGCGCUGGCCGCCCCCGAGCCGGGCUCCGGGCUGGACACAGAUGAGGUGAACCUGCUGGACAAAAUCACUCUCCAUGCCCAGGACCUCAGCAACGUUUCCUUUGGCUACGACCACAGCAAGUGCAGGACCCUGGAGAUCGGGCAGUAUGCAACCCUCAACAUCCCCACCAGGGCAGCCUUUGGGGACAGGUUUGCAGAGGAGCUGAGCGUGCUGCUGAAGCUCAGGUACUCUCUGAAGGAGGACACCAGCCUGGUGACCAUCCUCAGCCACCGCAGCCACGUGCUCUUCCAGAUCAGGGUCAGCCCCCACGCCCUGGUCUUUGUCACCACCAGAAGGAGACACUACGAGUUCCCAGUGUCCUUCCUGGGCGAUGGGCACUGGCACCAGGUGGCUCUCAGCAUCUCCCUGGAGAGGCUGGAACUGCACGUGGACUGUCGGCUGCUGGACAGAGUGAGCUGGUCCAACUAUUUUGGGAUGGGAGUGAACACCGAGGGGCUGAUCAUCAUUGGGGGCCUCAUCGAGCCCUUUGAGAUCCCCUUUAAGGGCGCUCUGCAACAGCUGACCUUCGUGAUGGGAGACCCUGCAGCAGCUGCUGAGCAGUGCCACAGCUACAACUCAACCUGCCCUGGCUCCUUCAGCAUCACCAGGGCCCCCUGGGAGCUCCCAACAGCCUGGCCACAGGACUCCAGACUCUCCAGUUCAGAUCUGGCCCCGGGGCCACCUUGGCCAUGGGAGGACACCCAGGGGACCCUCAGCCUCCAGCCUGAUGGGAGAGCCCUGGCUUCCCUCUCUGCUCAGGAGAUGCCAUCAGCUGAGGAGGAGGAGGAGGAGGAGGGCAGCCUUUCCAUUGAGGAUGAAGGAUUUGAGCUGCUGAACUCCACCUACAAUAAAAUCACCGGCCCUGGCAGGCCAGCUCUUAGGAGAAGCUCAGGAGCCCCCAUCCCAGCGCCCCGAGCAGCCGAGAAGCAGCGCGGCUCCGAGCCCCGGGGGCAGAGCAUCACCGCGGGGAAGCUGCGGGGGGACCCCGGCACACCCCGCCUGGAGCCCUUCCCCGGGCUGUCCCCACCAGCUCGUCGGGGGGCUGCUCCCAAAGGGAAUGUCCCCAGAGGUCCCCUGAGGGCAGGGGGUGUGCCAGAGCCUCCUGCUGGGGCAGGACAGCCCGGGCCGGGGGUGGCACCGGGACACCGGGGCUGUGUGAAGCCGGGACCGCCGGGGCUGCCCGGCCCGCCGGGGCUGCCGGGAUACCCUGGGGCCAUGGGGAGGAUGGGGCCCCCAGGUGACCCUGGCCCUGCUGGCAUCCCCGGUGUCCCCACCAUUGUCCUCUGGAGGAACUCCAGGGAGGACUGGCAGUCCUUCACGCAAUCACCAUUUUACCAACUGCUGCAGGCGGGCUGGCCGAGAAAACCUGGAGCUCCUGGGCCCCCAGGACAUCCUGGGAAAACAGGAGCACCUGGACCCUGCGGAGCGCCGGGAGAGCCGGGGCAGAAAGGCCAGCGGGGGUACACGGGGGAGCCAGGGCUCCAGGGCUUGCCAGGACGUGUGGGAUACCCUGGCUCCAAUGGUUUCCCUGGCUUGGAUGGCAAACCUGGGCCGUGGGGGCUGCCAGGGGAGCAGGGCCUCCAGGGCUUCCAGGGUGACCGAGGGCUGGCUGGGGACAAGGGAGAGGAGGGUUUCUUGGGAGCCCCUGGACCAGCUGGGGACAAAGGAGAGAAGGGAGUGAAGGGCCUGAAGGGAGAGAAUGGGCUGCCGGGUCCUGCUGGGCUCCAGGGGCUGGCAGGGCUGAAGGGGGUCGUGGGCUUCCAGGGCCCUGCAGGGCCAGAGGGAGAAGAUGGCUCAGUGGGUCCCCCAGGUCCUGCUGGUCCCAUGGGACAGCCCGGCCAGCCGGGGCCCGUGGGAUGCCGAGGCACCAAUGGCUCUCAGGGGGAAAUGGGUCCUGCUGGGAUGCCCGGCCCCCGCGGCCCCAGGGGACCCCAGGGCUUGCAGGGCAGGCGUGGCCCCCCCGGCCCCAGGGGCUCUCAGGGUCCAGCAGGGCUGGAGGGAUGCCCUGGUCCCAAAGGAGACACAGGUACAGAUGGUGCCCCUGGGGUGAGGGGGCAGCUGGGACAGGAGGGCCCUGGGGGGUUUCUUGGCCUGCCAGGGGCAAAAGGCCCCCAGGGAGAGCAGGGCUGCCGAGGGCCAGGUGGAGCCAAGGGAGAUUUGGGAUCCAAAGGAGGCAAGGGCCCACGAGGAGCACAGGGAGCAAAAGGCCCCCCAGGAACCCGGGGCCAGGGGGGCUUGCAGGGCUUCCCUGGCCCCCGAGGGGCAGCAGGGCCACGGGGAGCAGAGGGGGAAGAAGGUCAGAUUGGCCCUGCAGGGCUGAACAGCAGCGAGGGACCCAAGGGAUGCCAAGGACCUGAUGGCCCCAAGGGAGCCCCAGGACCACGGGGAGCCCGGGGCCGUGUGGGGCAGCGUGGGCUGGUUGGACUCCCUGGACUGCCUGGCUCGCGGGGCGUGCCGGGAGCGGAGGGCGCAGAAGGAAAGCCUGGUACACAGGGCCACCCUGGGAUCAUGGGCAGCCCAGGCAGGAGGGGGCCAUCGGGAUUUGCUGGUUUGCCAGGGGGCCGUGGGCACGCUGGAACUCCUGGAUCCAUAGGCUCUCCAGGAAAGCCUGGACCUGAUGGAGACCCAGGUUCCUUGGGCCCAAAGGGGCUGCCUGGGAAGCCUGGCUUGGAGGGGCCACAGGGACCUGUGGGCACCUAUGGCUACCCAGGACCUGCUGGAGACCGCGGGAGGUUGGGACGCAGGGGAGACAAGGGAGAAAGGGGAGCUCAAGGUCCACCAGGAUUUCCAGGAAAAGCUGGUCCAAAGGCCCUGCCAGGUCCUCCUGGUCCUCGUGGUGCUCCUGGCUCCCAGGGCAGGACAGGUGACCCUGGUCCUCGAGGGCUCCCAGGGCUGCCUGGUGUUCCUGGCACAAGAGGGCAGGAUGGCAUUCCUGGGAAGCCUGGCUUGGGCGGAGAAAGAGGCGCUCCUGGAGCAGCUGGGGCUGCUGGCCCGGCUGGGUACCCGGGCCGGGAAGGUGCAAAUGGACGUGAAGGACCUGCAGGGAUGAGAGGAGAGAAGGGUGAGGUGGGAGAUCCCGGGGCAGCCGGAGUCCGCGGGCUGGACGGGGAGCAGGGACCACCAGGACCACCGGGAGCAGAGGGUCAGCUGGGGCCCAAGGGUGAGCAGGGAGAGACAGGAACUCGUGGAGCUCCAGGCAUCAGAGGGAACCCUGGGGAGCCAGGGGACGAGGGGACAGAGGGGCCACCAGGACGGCCUGGGAAGCAAGGCAAGGAGGGUGACACUGGUGACACUGGAGAGCCGGGCGAGUCGGGACUGCGGGGACAGAAGGGCAAUGCUGGCCCCAGGGGCCUUCCUGGAGUUCCUGGUCAAGGAGCUGCCAUGGGGGAAGCUGGAGGGAAAGGCCAGAAGGGAGAGAAGGGCCGAGAAGGUUUGCUGGGCCAGGGCGGUGUCACCGGAGCUGCAGGACCUGCCGGAGCCAGGGGAUGGUUUGGGGGGACAGGACUCCGGGGUCCUCCUGGGCUCGACGGUCCCGAGGGAGAGAAGGGAGAUCCAGGGCCACGAGGCUUGGAUGGACCUGCUGGGGCUGCAGGAUUCGAGGGACUGGCUGGGGAUGAUGGAGCAAAGGGAGAUGGUGGCAAGCCCGGCCCAGUGGGCUCUCAGGGGGCUCAGGGGCUGGCAGGUGCCCCCGGGCUCCGGGGCUAUGCUGGCCACGAGGGAGCCAGAGGAGUGACGGGCAGCAAGGGCCAGCCCGGCCGGCAGGGGACUCUCGGGCCCCCGGGUGAAGCUGGAGUCACCGGGCUGAGCGGCGCCGAGGGCCUGGUGGGUGCAAAAGGGGAGCCAGGCAAGCCAGGAAAGCCGGGACAGAUGGGGUCUCCUGGGCAAGCUGGUCCUAGAGGAUGGAAAGGCUGCAAGGGAGAUAAGGGUGACCCAGGGCAGGAGGGGGAGCAGGGGGUGCCAGGAGAAGCUGGCAGACGGGGCAAGCGAGGCAAGAUGGGCCAGCAGCCCCCACGGGGUCCCUGGGGACACAAGGGCUACCCAGGUGACAAAGGACAUCCAGGUCCCCAGGGACCCCAGGGACCCUAUGGCAUCCCAGGGCUGAAGGGCAUCAGAGGAGACCCUGGACCAAAGGGACACAAGGGCGAGAAGGGCAGCAAGGGUGACCUGGGCCAGCAAGGGGAUGAUGGCUUCAAGGGCAAGCCAGGACCCCAUGGUGUUCCUGGGAGGCCAGGAGCCAAGGGAAAGCAGGGUGACACAGGCCGUCCUGGCCCACGGGGACACCCUGGAAUUCCGGGGGCACCGGGCUUGUCUGGACCCAAAGGGCUCAGAGGCUUCCCAGGCCUGCCAGGCCCCAGGGGCACCCCGGGAAUGCCGGGUCUGGCUGGCCCCCCUGGUCCCAGCGGGCCAGCACUGGUGCUGUCCCAGGAGGAGCUGCAGCACCUCAUUUAUUCCUCCAAGCACCUGAACUACACCGUGAUCUGGGCUCUGCUGGACACCCUGAGCCGGGAGCUCCAAGCCCUGGUGGAGCAUCCCAAUGGCACCAGAACCAACCCAGCCACCACCUGCAAGGAGCUGCUGCUGGCUCACCCCAGCCUGCCCGAUGGGCAAUACUACAUCGACCCCAACCAGGGCAGCCCCCAGGACGCCCUGCUGGCCUUCUGCAACUUCACAGCUGGGGGGGAGACCUGCAUAGCCCCUGUCCACAGCCAGGUCCCCAUCAAGGCUUGGCUGAGCACCUACAGCUCUGAGAACACCUUUGAGUGGUUCAGCACCCUGCCCGGGGGCUUCCUGCUGGAGUACGGUGCCAGCGCGGUGCAGCUGCGCUUCCUGCGCCUGCACAGCCGCCGCGCCGCGCAGAGGGUCCGCCACUCGUGCGGAGCGGCCCCCGAGCGCCGGCCCCGGCCCCGCACCGACAUCCUCUUCCUGGCCGACUCCCGGGAUCACAGCUAUGCUGCCAGCCUGCCGGGCUGCCAGCUGGACAACGAGUCCUCCAUCCCCGACACCAUCUUCCAGUUCAGCACGGAGCAGCUGUGGCUGCUGCCCCUGCGGGACCUGGCUGUCUCCCACAGCGGCGGCGCCUCCCACCACUUCGGUUUCACAGUCGGACCAGUUUGCUUCAGCUGAAAGUGCUGCCACCCAAACCGAGCCAGCCGGUUCUGUCCCCACCCAGGAGCCAUCCCAAUGGGGAUGCUGGGCUCUCCCCUGCUCCACAGAGCUGCUGGUUCUCUCCCAGCUCCGUGUUUGGAGCUGUGUUAUGUCCCGGACUCCACUUCCUUCUGGAGCAGAGGAAUAUUGUUUA